AUGAAAUCCUUCCUUCUUCUAUCAACGUUUACAUUAGCCACUUUGUCAGCUGCCAGUGGCUCAUCAGACGCCUCCUACCAGAACGUAUACGGCCAAACGCUUCAGUCCUGCAGCUCUGAUGGAAUGGCCUUGACUGGAUACACACGGAAUGGAUACUGCGUGGAUCAGAAUGACGAUUCUGGAUCCCAUCAUAUUUGCAUCGACAUGACCAGUACAACGGGUGGAGACUUUUGUGGAGUGACUGGACAGUCCGACUGGUGUAGUUCGGAGAUGCCCUGUCACGAUGACCAAAGUGAAAACUGCCAAGUUCAGCAUUGGUGCGUCUGCCAGUGGGCCUUUGCAAGUUAUAUCGCAAAUGCAGGAGGGUGCGAUUCGAUUCAAGACGUGGUUUGUGAUGCAAUCAAUAUCCAGGCAUUGAUCGCAUACCAGCAACAGGCAGGAGGGAGUGAAAAAUAUCAGAAUGCCUUAAACUGCGUCCUGCAAAAGUGUGGCAUCGAGCAAGAUGACAGCAGUUACUUCAGUGGCCUUUCUAUGGCAAACAGGAAUGGAAACAAAUUGCAAGUGACGGGUAGACCAAUGAACUUUUUGGUGGUAGCGUUUGCUCUGGCAGUUCUUGGAGUUGUUGGUGCUUUCGUAGUCCAUCAGAGACGAAGUUCUAGGCAUGUGGACAGCAACAAAGAAGGUCUGAUCACUGACCACCCGACUAGUUACAAAGCAUGCUGA
This is a messenger RNA of Cylindrotheca closterium, 723 nucleotides long. The record is from the annotation of a GenBank genome assembly. NCBI's taxonomy places the organism in Eukaryota, Bacillariophyta, Bacillariophyceae, Bacillariales, Bacillariaceae.